CCCUGUGGUGGUUGCGACUUGUCCGAAGGGGUCGGUGAUGCACGCUCCUCUCAUGGGCUGCGCUCUGGGUCUGCGGGGUUGCGCGACUGAUGUGUAUCUAUUUUGCGGUGUUGCGAGUUAUUGCGAUGUGGUUGAGACUUGAAGAAAUAAUGAUUGGAAUUGAUAGUAAAAGUCAUUCAGAGAAAGUGUGAAUUCUUGAGAAGAAAAGCUGAGAGAGGGCGAAGAACAGACAAAAUCUUAUAAGGAACGACAUAACACUGAGAGAUUACGAACGAAUGGAAAAGAGAUAAAAAGGAAAACAAAAACAAAAAAAAAAAAAAAAACCUGAGGAACAUCAAAAACCCUGGACAACUUGCUGCGAGGAAGAAGCGACCCGAAGAGACGUCCUGACAUCCCGAGCCCCUCCUGAAGGCGCCCGAGAUGGAGACGCAGAAGGGCGUGCGGGCGGGGAUGGUGCUCGUGGUGGCGGCGCUGGCGGUGAUCGGCGGCAGCGUGCGGGCGGCGGCCGUCUCGACCUGCCUUCCCGCCGAAGAGAUCGCGCCCUGCACCUGCAAGGAGAAGUCGAGGGGACCGAGCCUGGUGUGCGAGAACGUGGACGAGAAGGCGAUCCAGAAGAGCCUGAGCGUGCUGAAGAAGGGCUCGAGCGCCAUCUACCGCCUCAUGUUCCGCAACAGCGACUUCCCUCGCAUCCAGGACUACUUCUUCCUCGGCCUCAACGUGCAGCAUCUCACCAUGAGCAGGAGCAACAUCAGCGUCGUGGAGGAAUCCUCUCUCAGGACUCUGGCUGGCACGCUGGAAACGCUCGACCUGUCCUACAAUAAUUUGCAUACG
Penaeus vannamei (Pacific white shrimp) is the source of this 831-nucleotide messenger RNA. The record is from RefSeq and is a predicted model, not a curated record. Lineage: Eukaryota; Metazoa; Arthropoda; Malacostraca; Decapoda; Penaeidae.